AUAAUGUACCUACAUCACCCUCUUUCUCACGGUUCAAGAGAGGGUGGAAUAUAGUUUGCGGUCGGCCUCUGGCCACCUUAUAUACCCUCGAAAGCAACAGUUGGUGGGGAGUUACGCGAGCCGACAGGCGCACAAAACGCGUACGUGGGUGCAACGAGGAAGGCUCGAGCGGGACGACGUCGGGGGUGCGUGCGAGACGGAAGAGAGACGGUGCGAGAAAGAGGGGGUGGAGAGAAUCGGAAAUCGGACGGACAUGCGUAAGAUCCGACAAUACAGAGACGAUAUGUCUGAGGAAGGCAGUCGCGUUGAAACGGCGCCCGAUGUCGGACGUGGGAUUGUACGCGAACAGUUUUGGACGAUGGUCCACGAUGGACCACGAGCACUCCGAGAUGUUACGCGCGUAGAAGAGCAGGAGGGAACGAGCGCGAGAUAAAUUACGACGUGAGGAUCAAUUUAAAAAAAUUUUCGACACGCAACUCGAAAUUCGUUGACGAUGGUUAUUUUGUGAAAAUCAAUUUUUGUGCGGCGAUAACUUUACGAAGUCGGAGGGGGAAAAAAGAAUAGACGAUAAGGAACGAUAGACGUCGUGAUUCGAAGCUGUAUACAUACAAAUAUAUAUAUAUAUAUAUAUAUAUAUAUAUAUAUACAAAAUAUACAUCAAAAAUAUUUAUAUUGCGUGACGCAAUAUAUAGCGACGAGUGUCCAGUUAUAUCACGCAACGUAAAAUUGCUAGAGGGAUGUUCGGAAUUUUUCGAACGGCGAGACGCAUGCAUAAUCGCGUGCUACUUGCAAACGUUUCUGCCUCGUGCUUAUCAUACAUUUUUAUUCCACAAGAAUUAUUAUAAAUAGUCAAAGGACAAAGGAUUAAGGUACAAAUAACCUGAAUAAAAAAAUGGAGAUCCUGAGACGCCAUACAUAUGGGGCAGAUGACAGACGAUAGAUAAUUAUUAUUAUUAUUCCUAUUAUCCGGGGCGCGUUAUGGAGAGAUGGACGCUUAUCGUCGCGAUAUAAACAGGUGUAUCGUCGGCGCGCGCGGCACAUCGAGUGCGUUUUUCACGACGGACACGAUAUGGUGAUCCUCCGCGAGCCGGUCGCUGUUUUUGUCACGAGAUGUCGGCUGACAGUUGACGAGUCGUUACGCAAAUUAGCCGCGAGAACACCGACGGAUCCGUGCGAAUUGGACGAGUCAACGUCUCUCGUUAGCGUGACGAAGGCGCGAGGCGGGAACGGGACGGGCAGGAAGAUCAAUCGAAUAUAAAAAUACGGCGAGUAAUUUUCUUCCGAAGAUGUCUUCUCGCUCGAAGAACGGUGACAUCGGUCGGAUUCGGAAAUUGAUGAUCGAGACUCUGGAGUCGGAAUCCAAGCGCUGCGAUGAGGGAAAUAUAUUGGGAGCGGGCUGGUGUCCCGAGAUUUGGGACAAGAUACUCUGUUGGAAUUCGACGGCACCUGGACAACUGGCUGUUCAGCAGUGUCCCUCUUACAUCGUGGGUUUCGACUCUCAUGCGUUCGCGUCGAAGCAAUGCAUGCCAAAUGGCCAGUGGUUCUGGAACGUCGAAACAACGAAUGCGUGGACCAACUAUACCCAGUGCUACCAGGAGCAGCUGGUCACCGUUCUGAUGAACAUAUCGGACGUACAAGCGAACAACGUCAGUCUCAUCAAGAAAUACUUCCCAGUUGUGAAGACUAUCUCGAAACUCGGCUACUCAAUCUCGCUGUUUACUCUCAUCAUCGCGUUUUGCAUUUUGGCCACCAUCAAGAAAUUGCGAUGCCCGCGGAAUAUAUUGCACAUGCACCUGUUCGCCUCGUUCGUGAUGCGAGCUUUCAUGGCGCUACUGAAGGACAUGCUCUUCGUGUCGGGCAUCGGACUGGCUGAAGCCGUGAUCAAAGUCGACGGGGAUUAUUGGCUGAUCGACGAAAACGACGGCAAUUGGCACUGCAAGGUGUUCACCAGUCUGUGGCAGUAUUUCAUCCUGGCCAACUACUCCUGGAUCCUGAUGGAGGGUAUAUACCUGCACAAUCUGGUCUUCAUGGCGCUCUUCACCGACGCCAAUUCUAGCAUCAUAGGCUACGUCAUUUUUGGAUGGGGUCUACCAGCCGUAUUUAUCCUACCUUGGGUAGUCACGAGGAUCAUAUUCGAGGAUACAUAUUGCUGGACGACCAAUGUAAAGCCUCUCUUGUUCCUCUUCAUACGAGUGCCCACGAUGCUCUCUAUUUUGGUAAGUUAUAUUCAUUUAAGUCGUAUUUACUAUAUUAUUUACAAUUUACUACAUAGAGAUAUAUUUAAAAUAAUUACUAGGCGAUGGGCAAGAAGCACGUUAGUCCUGGUACCGCUCUUUGGGGUACACUACGCGUUCUUUAUUGGGAUGUCGUAUAGCAUCGGCGUAAACGAGACCGUAGAGAUCGUGUGGCUGUUCUGCGACCAGCUGUUUGCGUCUUUCCAGGGCUUCUUCGUGGCGGUGCUGUACUGCUUCCUGAACGGCGAGGUGAGGGCCGAGGUGUCAAGGGCACUUCGUGGGGUCAAAUGGACGCAUCUACGCGGAAUCCGAUGGGGCCAGAGAUCGUCAACGCACUCGGUCAGCACGUGCAGCUGCAACAACGUCGCAAAGUCCGGCGGCCGUCGGCACUCGAGAAGAUCCAGGUGGUGGAAGUCGCGCUGGAAGACACCCUCCUGCCUGUUUCAGGAUCGCGCCAUUCGCCGGUCCACUCACUCGAUGGCGAGUACACAAGAUGUUGGAACGAGAGGAGGUAGUCUAGCGAGCAGCAGGGGAUACCUAGAGAUCGCCGGUAACGGCCAGCCGCCGACGCAGAAUCAUCACGUUCAUCAUACAUCGCCCCUGUGCAGCAAGUACACGGAUCAAUCGCUGCUCUCCUUCUGCUCGAACAUGUCAAAUGCGUCGGGGCCGAACAUCGACAAGACUCGCGAUCAGCAUCGAUGGAGCGACUCCGAGUGCUGUCAUCUCGCAUAUGAAUUGCAGAAUUUACAGCAGCAACAGCAGCAGCAUCAUGGACAACCGUGAUAGCACCCGCAUUUCACGAUAGGAAAAAAAAAA
Messenger RNA from Pogonomyrmex barbatus (red harvester ant), 3050 nucleotides. RefSeq names its product secretin receptor. Gene Ontology annotation, biological process: cell surface receptor signaling pathway; adenylate cyclase-modulating G protein-coupled receptor signaling pathway. Gene Ontology annotation, cellular component: plasma membrane. NCBI's taxonomy places the organism in Eukaryota, Metazoa, Arthropoda, Insecta, Hymenoptera, Formicidae. The record is from RefSeq and is a predicted model, not a curated record. Gene Ontology annotation, molecular function: G protein-coupled peptide receptor activity; peptide hormone binding.